GGGAAGCCCUCGCUCGUCCCUCAGUUGCAGCCGCGCCAGGCCGAGGCGAGGGAGUCGGCGGGGAGGUGGCGCCAUGAGCCAAGACGAGCCGCGCGCCCUGAAAGGGAACCUCAACGAGCUGCCCGACGGCUCCCCGGUCGUGAGGGCCGCCGUGGCCGCGCUGAGGCGCCGAGCCCGGGAGGAGAACGUACAGCCUUCGCCCUGGUUCCUGUCCGACGCCUUCCUGGUCCGCUUCUUGCGAGCUCGGGAUUUCGACGGCGAGCUGGCGUGGAAGCUAUUGAAAAACUAUCACAAGUGGAGAGCUGAAUUCCCAGAAAUAGUUGGAGAUCUACGGCCAUCAUCUGUCCUCAGUCUGAUGAAAGCUGGUUACCUUGGAGUUCUGAAGGAGAGGGACCCAGCUGGUAGCAAAGUUCUCAUUUACAGAAUUGCAAAAUGGGACCCAAAGACAUUCACAGCAUUUGAUUUGUUUCGUUUAAGUCUUAUCGCAUCUGAGCUCAUUGUGAGAGAGCUAGAAACACAGCGGAAUGGGGUCAAGGGUAUCUUUGAUCUUCAAGGAUGGAGAUUCGCCCAUGCAUUUCAGAUCUCUCCAACGGUUGCCAAGAUAAUAGCUGCCGCGAUCACAGAUGCCUUUCCACUAAAAGCUCGUGGAAUCCACUUGAUUAAUGAGCCUUUGCUCUUUCACCCGGUCUUUGCUCUAAUUAAGACAUUCCUCUCAGAAAAGAUCAAAGCACGGAUCCACAUGCAUGGGAAUAACUAUGUUCAUACUCUCCAGCAACACUUUCCAGCCAGCAUUCUCCCAAAAGAAUAUGGCGGUGAAGCUGUCUCCAUUGAAACCCUUUCCCAAGAAUGGACUAACUUCGUAAUGGAAUCUGAAAGUUAUCUUCAGAGUAUUACUCUGUUUAAGUAGUAUGUUCUGGGAGAAGCACAGUUAUUUGAUUAUUAACCAAAAUAUGAGAGAUGAUGACGACGACAAUGAUAGCCUCAUGGUGAUUUCCA
This is a messenger RNA of Lacerta agilis (Sand lizard), 996 nucleotides long. RefSeq names its product alpha tocopherol transfer protein (gene TTPA). The record is from RefSeq and is a predicted model, not a curated record. Bases 74 to 907 code for a protein of 277 amino acids. Gene Ontology annotation, molecular function: phosphatidylinositol bisphosphate binding. The transcript is spliced from 5 exons. NCBI's taxonomy places the organism in Eukaryota, Metazoa, Chordata, Lepidosauria, Squamata, Lacertidae. Gene Ontology annotation, cellular component: membrane.